UAACGUGUUGGGCACUUCAAAAUGGCCUCACUAAGUUUGCCGCCAAUUCCUGCUUCUUCUUAUUCUGAGUUGUUCUUACUCUUCUUCUUCGAGUGAGGGUUUGUGGGUUGCCGUUUGGUUUGAAUCAGCUCUCCCAAUACGAGAAUUUCACAAACCCAAUGACCUCAAUCAUUCACAUAGACGACGAUGAUGAUGAAGGAUUUGAUUGGGAUGCGGCUGUUAGACAAAUCGACGUGGCUUUUCCAUCCUCGAAUCUACCCUCAACGUCUUCUGGGUUCGUUCAUCCUCCUCCUCCCGAUACUUUUGAGAACAAAAAAAGGAAUGGGGCCUCUAGCUCUAGACAAUCCACGCUCGACAAGUUUGUGGUGAAGCCAGUAUCGAAGCCUCAGCCGGAAAUUCAUAAUGUUGUCGAACCGGGGCAUGAAAAACUGCCCAACGUUCAGAUUGAUGCUGAAGCAGCCAAGACUUGGAUAUACCCAGUAAACGUUCCUCUGCGUGAUUAUCAACUUGCUAUUACAGAGAAAGCACUAUUUUCAAAUACCUUAGUGGCACUGCCUACAGGACUUGGGAAAACUCUUAUUGCUGCAGUUGUCAUGUAUAACUAUUUCAGAUGGUUCCCAGAUGGAAAAAUAGUCUUUACUGCUCCAUCUCGGCCACUUGUCACACAGCAAAUAGAAGCAUGCCAUAAUAUUGUGGGAAUUCCACAGGAGUGGACAAUUGAUAUGACUGGUCAGAUAAGUCCUACAAAUAGAGCAUGCUUAUGGAAAUCUAAGCGAGUAUUCUUUGUUACUCCUCAAGUGCUGGAGAAAGAUAUUCAAUCUGGCACUUGUUUGGUCAAAUACUUGGUUUGCUUGGUGAUUGAUGAAGCUCACCGUGCAAUGGGAAAAUUUUCAUAUUGUGUUGCUGUUCAAGAGUUAAUGAAUGUACCCGUGCAACUUAGAAUAUUAGCAUUGACGGCAACGCCUGGAUCGAAGCAGCAGACUAUACAGCAAAUUAUUGAUAACUUACAUAUAUCAACACUUGAAUAUCGUAAUGAAAGUGACCAUGAUGUCAGUAAAUACGUUCACAACAGGAAGAUAGAGUUAAUUCAGGUUGCCAUGGGACAGGAUGCUGUUGAGAUCAAUAAUAAGCUUUCAGAAGUUAUACGUCCAUACGUAGCCAGGCUUUGUGAGAAAGGAGUUCUCCCAAAUAGAGACUUUAAGACUUUGAGCCCAUGUGAUUUACUUAAUUCGAGAGAGAACUUUCGCCUAGCACCUCCUCCAAACCUUUCUGAAAUUAUGAUUAGAGAUAUGGAAGGAUUUUUUGGUUUACUUAUCACUUUAUACCACAUUCGAAAGCUACUUUCAAGCCAUGGAAUAAGGCCAGCAUAUGAGAUGCUUGAAGAAAAACUCAAACUAGGGUCUUUCGCCAGAUAUAUGAGUAGAAAUGAAGAUAUUUUUAAAGCUAAGCUAAUAAUGCAGCAAAGCUUGUCCCAUGGUGCUCCCAGUCCCAAGUUAUCCAAAAUGUUAGAAGUACUGCUUGAUCAUUUCAAAAAAAAUGAUCCGGAAAGCUCAAGGGUUAUUAUCUUCUCAAAUUUUAGGGGAAGUGUCAGGGAUAUAAUGGAUGCAUUGGCCAAACUAGGGAAUAUUGUUAGAGCUACCCAAUUUAUUGGUCAAAGUUCAGGAAAAUCAUCGAAAGGCCAAUCACAAAAAGUUCAACAGGCUGUUUUGGAGAAAUUUCGGGCUGGUGGAUAUAAUGUCAUUGUUGCCACAUCCAUUGGUGAAGAAGGCUUGGAUAUAAUGGAAGUUGAUCUUGUUAUAUGCUUUGAUGCUAAUGUGUCACCACUGAGAAUGAUUCAACGAAUGGGGAGAACUGGGCGUAAGCAUGAUGGACGAGUAGUAGUUCUAGCAUGUGAAGGAACAGAGUUGAAAGCUUACAUGCGAAAACAAGCAAAUAGCAAGACUGUGGGUAAACACAUGCGAAAUGGGGGGAUGAAUAGCUUCAAUUUCCAUCCCAGUCCGAGGAUGGUUCCCCAUAUUUACAAACCCACAGUCAACUACGUUCAGAUUUCAAUUGAAAAAUUUGUUCGCAGUGGAAAGAAAAUAAAGGAUGAUGGCUCAAUGACGACACCUUUGUUUAAAGAGAAUCUAACUGAUGCUGAGAGUAAUUUAGUUAACAAGUAUUUCCACCCUCCUGGUGGUAUUACUUGGAAACCUUCUCUGAUUGCAUUUCCUCACUUCCAGACAUUUCCCUCAAGAGUUCAUAAAGUAAUGCACUCCUUUAAAACCGGACUGCUUAUUGAUGCAAUGCAACGAGUGCAAGGACUAUCCUUUGCCAGUGACAGCAAAAGUUCCCUGAUGGAGGAUGAAGUCGGCUUUGAGAGGGGUUUUGGAUUGGAGAAUGUUGAACAUGAUAAUGAAGAAGAUUUGCAGUCUGAGGAUUACCCUUCUCAACAUAAUAUGGAAGCAACUUUUUUGAGGCCUGAAACAUCACCUACACAGACCAUAGAAACCAAUGGGAGACAUAGUGCGUGUGAUCUUCCUCACCAAAGUCCUGAUGGGCAUUCCUGUCUCUUUGGUCCGGAUUUUGUUUCUGUCGACACUUUUGGAAAUAUUUUAAUUCUUUCUGUCCCCUUACUUACUUCCAAAGGAGUUUCACAUAUGAAUCAUACAAGUGAAAGCAGUACAGCAUUACAUAGUUUAGAUAGAGUUUCGUGCCAUUUAAAAAACGUUGAGGACAAGGUGGACACAACUGCGCAAGCUGGAGGUUUAGAAGAUGUAAUGAUUCCUCAGAAAGUUUGCAUGAAGUAUGGAAGUCCUUAUUUUUUAAGUGGUUUUGAUGCUUUGAAAGGGAAAUCAUUCGAUGGCAUUAAGACAGUUUCUCACACCCCUAGUAGGAAUCUGCAAGAUGAAGAUAAUCUCAACAAGACACCUGAUGCUGAAAUGAAGGCAUCACUAAUCCCUGACGAGUACAGUAAUGAUUCCAGAGAUAAUGAACUUAGCCCUCGGCUAACUAACAUGAUCAAAAGUGGUGUUGUUCCGGAGUCUCCUACUGACAAUAAUGGAUUGUCAAAUUGUAAAGAUGGAGAAGCGUAUCUUAGUCCCAACCUUCUCUCACCUGCCCAAUUACAUAAUGAGAUUCCAUUUAAGUCCUCAAAUCCAGAGAAAAAUAAAAUAGUCAAUAUGGAAAGCGACAACUGUGGAAGAAAUGUCUCUUUUUUUCCUAUUGACAAUGCAGUUCAAACCCCUAGUCUUUAUAAGGACAACAGUGCCAGCAUGAGAGGAUGUACACAUAUGUCCCCAAUUUUAGACAAGUCUUACAGUCCACUGCCAAGCCCUAGAAGUGGCAGCUGCAGCAAAGAUUGGUGUCUCAGUAUUGCAGACAAGUCAGAAAGUGUAAAACCGACACGCAAGUUUAAAAGGCUGCGUAAGGUUGGAAAUGAGGAAAAGAAUGAGAAUCUGUGGAGAGGCCAAGAUAGUUCCUUUAACCCAAGAGCAAGGCUUGAAAAAUUGUUUGCUCAGCAUAAGAGUGGUAGAGGUAAGAAGAAGCCUGCUAACAACGCAAUAAGAGACUUCAUCGAAGAGGAAGCUGAGGUAUCUGUGGAUAGUGAUAUGUCUGAUGAUGAGGACGAGGAUGACGACCAAUAUAACAAUUCACAUGAUAGUUUCAUAGAUGACAGGACAAGUCCUACACUUACGGCUACUCAAUCUGCAAUCAGUAGGACUGACAUGAUGGCAAUAUACAGGCGUUCAUUGCUCAGCCAAUCACCAAUGCCGGGAUUCCCAAUUGGCUCUGCCACUCACAGUUCUCAUUCCACUGCUCUGACAACCAGAACAAGGGAAACAGGGAGUUGGUCCAUUGAGACCUCCAGCUCUUUCCGGACACCUCCAACUGAAUCAGCAAAUCUGUCAACGAACAGCAGCAAAGAGUCCAAACAAAUACAUAUGAAGAGUCCCAGCUCAGAAACCGUGCCUUGUACAACUGGUGUUUCCUCUAGUGUUGAGAUUGAUUAUGGUGGCCGGAAAAGGAAAUUAAGCUUUAAUGGCCCAUCAAGUAGUUCUAUUCCGACUCUGAACUUGGAGCGAGAAUUUGAGCUUCAGUAUGAAGCUGCUGGAGGAAGUGAAGCUCCACGAUACUAUGACAAAAAUAACGAAAUGGUCUGCGAUGAUGAAUUCUACGAGGGGCUUGAUCUAGACGAGGUUGAAGCACAGGCGACUUUGCUGCUUAAGCAGAAAGCAGAGUCACAAAGACGAGAGGUUAUUACACCUUAUAUACCUCCAGAAAAUCCCUCUAGUCCCAGUAUGCCGACGUUUGAUCUUGGAAUAUGAUAUGUUUAGAUGAUUUGUGCAGAGAUUAUUUGUAAAUUCUUACUUCCAAGGGGUCUUUCUUAUUGUCCUCACAAAAGCGUUUCAUGCACAAAUGUAGAGCAGAGAGGUUGGGGCAAAUUUAUAUGUAAAGUAAAUGUAAGUUAUGUAAGAUGAGGGCUUGUACAGUGUAUAUGAUAGGUCUUCUUUUAGUUAAUAAGUACGCUAUUUUUUUUGGGGAUUAAUGAUAUAUAUAUAU
Molecule: messenger RNA, 4542 nt
Organism: Humulus lupulus (European hop)
Lineage: Eukaryota; Viridiplantae; Streptophyta; Magnoliopsida; Rosales; Cannabaceae
Product: DEAD-box ATP-dependent RNA helicase FANCM
Exons: 23
Coding region: 159-4307 (1382 amino acids)
Biological process (GO): interstrand cross-link repair; double-strand break repair via synthesis-dependent strand annealing; replication fork reversal
Molecular function (GO): 3'-5' DNA helicase activity; four-way junction DNA binding; four-way junction helicase activity
Source: RefSeq, a predicted model, not a curated record